Messenger RNA from Exserohilum turcica Et28A, 279 nucleotides. RefSeq lists its product as uncharacterized. The transcript has 2 exons. NCBI's taxonomy places the organism in Eukaryota, Fungi, Ascomycota, Dothideomycetes, Pleosporales, Pleosporaceae. The annotation marks the transcript as partial. The record is from RefSeq and is a predicted model, not a curated record.
GAGUAUUUAAAAGAUUCUAAAAUUAAAAGUAAAAAAUAUAUUAAUACUAAAACUAUUGAAGAAGAUAGGCGUAGUUUCUACUGUAUUAAAGAACUACCUUUUAGAUAUACUAUAAAAGUUAUAAAGAAGUUUAAUUUAAAGGUAAAAGAGCUAAUAUCUUUUAACUAUAAGAAGAUUUAUAACUAUUUAAAAAAGCGUGUAGAAGUAGUGAAAGAAGUAAGACUUUUCAACUUGAAGCUAAUAAUAAAGCAUUUUACUAAGGAAAUAGAAGAGAAGUAG